ACCCUUGUCUCUUUGCCUCAUAUUUGUGCCACCCCGUGAUGCUCACUUGCUCAGCGACAGUAGGGCAGUAGUAGACGACACUAAGCAUAUGAUUCCCUCACAAACCCCCAAAAAACAUAUAUUAUUUGGCCACAUUUCAUUUCACUCGCUGGCAUUUCAUCUCCUUGACCUAUCCAAUGCACUGUUCAUCUUCAGUAGUUAUGUUUUCUCAGUGACUGAUAACAAGUUCUUGAAGGAAAGAAGCAAAUCUGGAGAUGUUUCUGCUGCUGCAGUCAUUGGCAUCCAGUGCUUUCUUGCUUUGGGAUGAAAUGAAUUAGUGGUCAGAUAGAUCCCUGUAGUAAAAGAUUGGUCAAUUUGGCACACAUCAUUUUUUUCAGGUCACCAGUAGCUAUCUCUCCAAUAACUGUAGUUCCUCUCAGCUCAGCCUUUUCUGAAGAGUUCAGUUGCUUGAUGCCAUCAUGCUGUCCUUCAGCUAAUCAAUCUCUCCUUGCUCCUCCUCCCAGCAUCAAAUCUUCAGAAAAUUCCCCCUUCUUCAUCACAUCACCAGAAUCUAUCACCUCUGUCACUGUUCUUGAUCACAAAAAGUUAAGACAGAUUUUGCUGUUCUUGCUAUCUUCCCUGCUCUGCUCAUCUCCUCUGCUCCAGUUCAGAAAUUGCUGCUGGUUCUUGCACAUUGGUGCUCAUCAAGAACUGAUCAGGAGCUGAAGAAAUCUUGUGAGAAGCUGAAGAAAUGGGAGGGAAGAAUCUGGUGGUGUUGUUCUUGGUGUCGGUGGUGAUGGCGAUGGUGCCAGGGAGCACGCAGCUGCAGGCGUCGCAGACAUGGUCGCUGCUCAAGAUCCAGCAGAUGCUCGGCUACCCGGCGGUGCUCGGCCACUGGCACAACUACACCGACUUCUGCUACGGCGGCGACUACAAGACCACGUCGGCGUUCGUCGAGUGCUACGGCGACAGCGUCACGCAGCUGCACAUCAUCGGCGGUGGCGGCGGCUCGCCGACGCCGCCGCCGCUGCCCAAGACGUUCUCCAUCGACUCCUUCUUCACCACGCUGUCGAGGCUCCCCGACCUCCGGGUGCUCACGCUCACCGGACUCGGACUCUGGGGCCCAUUGCCCGGGAAGGUGUCGCGGCUCGCCGCGCUCGAGAUCGUCAAUGUCAGCGGCAACUACCUCUACGGCGAGCUCCCCCUCGCGCUGUCGCGGCUCGGCAACCUGCAGACGUUCAUCGCCGACGACAACAUGCUAAGCGGCGAGCUGCCGGCGUGGCUGGGGAGGCUGCCGGUGCUCGCCGUGCUGAGCCUGAGGAACAACUCGCUGGAGGGCACCUUGCCGGGGUCGGUGAGCGACAUGGCGUCGCUGCGGUCGCUGUCGCUGGCGAGCAACAACCUGUCGGGCAACCUGCCGGACAUGAGCGGCGCCAAGAACCUCCAGGUGAUCGACCUCGCCAACAACUCGCUCGGGCCGGAGUUCCCGCGGCUCGGCCGGAAGGUGGCCAGCGUGGUGCUCGCCGGCAACAGGUUCAGCGACGGCCUCCCGCCGGAGCUCGCGUCGUUCUACCUCCUCGAGCGGCUCGACGUGUCCAGGAACAGGUUCGUCGGCCCGUUCAUGCCGGCGCUGCUCUCGCUGCCGUCCAUCGAGUACCUCAGCGUCGCCGGCAACCGCUUCACCGGCAUGCUCUCCGGCAACAUGUCGUGCGGCAACAACCUCAAAUUCGUCGACGUCUCGUCCAACCUCCUCACGGGGAGCCUCCCGACCUGCCUCGCCGCCGGCGCCGUCGGCAAGGCGGCGGACUCCGACUCCGACUCCUCCAAGACGGUGCUCUUCUCGGCGAACUGCCUCGCCACCGGCGACGACACGCAGCACCCGUCCCCGUUCUGCAAGAACCAGGCCAUCGCCGUCGGCAUCGUGCCCGACCAGGCGCGGAGGAAGCCCAGCGGCGCCAGGUCCGGCCUCGUCGCCGGCGUCGUGGCGGCCGCCAUUGCCGCCGCGGUGCUCGCCGGCGUGGCGGUCUUCCUCGCCGUGAGGAAGGCGAGCAUGAGGAGGGCGCAGGCGAGGCCGCCACGGAGGCUCGUGGAGCACGCGUCGAGCGCCUAUCCUUCCAAGCUCUUCGCCGAUGCGCGUUACAUAUCUCAGACAGUGAAAUUGGGAGCUCUGGGAAUUCCAGCAUACAGAUCAUUUUCUUUGGUCGAGCUCGAAGCGGCUACUAAUGAUUUCGAAGUAUCAAAUAUGAUGGGGCAAGAUUCUCACGGACAGAUGUACCGAGGAAGGCUAAGCAAUGGAACUCCGGUGACAAUCAGGUCUCUGAAGGUGAAGAGGAGCCAGACUUCCCAGAGCUUCAAUCACCACAUUGAGAUGAUCUCCAAGCUCAGGCACAGGCACUUGGUCAGUGCACUUGGACACUGCUUCGAAUACAAUCUCGACGAUUCCACCAUCACGCAAUUGUAUCUCGUCUUCGAAUACGUUCAGAAUGGCAACCUGAGAGGCAGAAUUUCACAAGGAACAGAAGGGAGAAAGCUCACCUGGGUGCAGAGGAUAUCAACAGCCAUUGGUGUUGCCAAAGGAAUUCAAUUCUUGCAUGGAGGGAUCAUACCUGGCCUAUUUGCGAAUAAUCUGAAGAUCACCAACAUUCUUCUAGACCAGAAUCUUGUUGCCAAAAUAGGCAGCUACAAUAUCCCCAUCCUAUCUGAAACCAUGAAAUCCGAGGGAGGAUCUGGCAACAAGUAUCCAUCUGAUAGUGUACCGAACGGUGAUAAGCUCGACAUCUUCGAUUUCGGCGUGAUACUACUCGAGGUUAUCUCAGGCAGGCCCAUCACAUCCAUCUACGAGGUGGAGAUAAUGAAAGAACAGCUGCAAUCGGCGCUGACGGCGGAGGGGACGGCGAAGAGGAGGAGCUUUGUGGACCCGGCGGUGAGCAAGGGGUGCUCCGACGAGUCGGUGAAGACGGUGAUGGAGAUCUGCCUGAGGUGCCUGGCCAAGGAGGCGGUGCAGAGGCCGUCGGUGGAGGACGUGCUGUGGAACCUGCAGUUCGCCGCGCAGGUGCAGGAUGACUGGAGAGGGGACUCCCGGAGCAGCGAGGAGUCGCCGCUGUCGCCGUCGCAGAUCCCCAGAGACUUAGAAGACGACCAGUAGAUCUGUAGAUGAUACUCCAUCAUAGCCUGCAGGUUGAGGCAAGAACAGCAACGGCAAUUCAGCGGGAAACAUUACAUGAAGCAAACAUUUUGCAGUGUGAUCUUUCAAGAACCGAACAUGAGAGAACAAUUCAGAUGGCAGCUGCAGCUGAAGCUAGACUGGAACUGGCAUAUGGUGUACUACUACCCUAUAAGAUAAGAUGUGUAUAGGGCCUUCUUGGUGUAGACCAGUAGAAGUCAGUGGGCUCUUUUACUUUCUUCACAUUUUUUUUAUCUUCUUUUUUUUUACCGCCUUUUCUAUAUGUUUCUUUUGAAUAUGUAAGAAGCUAAGCACAACUGUAAUUUUGUAAUUUUUCCCACUUUGAAUCUAGGACUAUAAAUGUCUCACUACGAAUCUAGGUCUAAAUGUAAUCAUGGUUCAGUACCUCGUUUAUGGCAUGUCCUCUGUAGGGGCACUUCGGUUA
Molecule: messenger RNA, 3587 nt
Organism: Oryza sativa Japonica Group (Japanese rice)
Lineage: Eukaryota; Viridiplantae; Streptophyta; Magnoliopsida; Poales; Poaceae
Product: probable inactive leucine-rich repeat receptor-like protein kinase At3g03770
Biological process (GO): protein phosphorylation
Molecular function (GO): protein kinase activity; ATP binding; protein binding
Source: RefSeq, a predicted model, not a curated record